This is a messenger RNA of Pyrus x bretschneideri (Chinese white pear), 2699 nucleotides long. Its product is annotated as pentatricopeptide repeat-containing protein At3g49170, chloroplastic-like. The transcript has a single exon. The coding region runs from base 60 to 2597 and encodes 845 amino acids. Gene Ontology annotation, biological process: RNA modification. Gene Ontology annotation, molecular function: RNA binding; protein binding; zinc ion binding. NCBI's taxonomy places the organism in Eukaryota, Viridiplantae, Streptophyta, Magnoliopsida, Rosales, Rosaceae. The record is from RefSeq and is a predicted model, not a curated record.
ACCUCGCAGUGAAUAACUGAAAUUUGAAAUGGAAUUCAGACUUAGCCGUUAGAGAUAAUAUGCCGGGCCUCAGCCUCUCUCUUCCCGCUCCCGCCAAACUCCCUCCACCUCCUCCUCUCGGUCCGAAAGCCACCAACUUUGAGCUUCUCAACAACCGUCUGAUCAACCAAAUUAAUGUCGGCCAUCUCCGCAAAGCAAUCACCACCCUUGAUCUCCUGGCGCAGCGCGGGAUCCACCCCGACCUCCCCACCUACUCACUCCUCAUCAAGUCCUGCAUCCGGUCCCGGAACUUCGACCUGGGCAAGCUCGUCCACGACCGGUUAGCUCACUCCCAGCUCGAACCCGACCCGGUACUUCUGAACUCCUUGAUUAGCUUGUAUUCGAAAUCUGGGGACUGGAAGAAGGCAAAUUCGAUCUUCGAAAACAUGGGCAGUGAGAGAAAUUUGGUUUCUUGGAGCGCCAUGGUGUCUUGUUUUGCGAACAAUGAUAUGGGAUUCGAAGCGAUCACGACGUUUCUUGAUAUGCUCGAACAUGGGUUUUACCCGAAUGAGUAUUGCUUUGCAUCUGUGAUUCGGGCGUGUUCGAAUGCCCGGAAUAUUGGGAUUGGGAAGAUAAUUUUUGGGUCGGUGAUCAAAGGUGGGUAUCUUGGGUCUGAUGUGUGUGUUGGGUGUUCAUUGAUCGAUAUGUUUGCGAAGGGUGGUGGAGAUUUGGGUGAAGCGUAUAAGGUGUUUGAGGAAAUGCCAGAGACGGAUGCGGUGACGUGGACUUUGAUGAUUACUAGGUUUGCACAGAUGGGUUUCCCCAGAGAGGCUAUUGGUUUGUAUGUGGAUAUGUUGUUGAGUGGGUUCAUGCCUGACCAGUUUGCACUAAGUGGCGUUAUAUCGGCGUGUACAAAGUUGGAAUCACUUUCACUGGGGCAGCAAUUGCAUUCGUGGGUUAUACGGUCUGGAUUGGCUUUAGGUCAUUGUGUCGGGUGUUGUUUGGUGGACAUGUAUGCCAAGUGUGCAGCUGAUGGAUCGAUGAAUGAUGCGAGGAAGGUAUUUGAUCGGAUGCCAAACCAUAAUGUUAUGUCAUGGACUGCAAUUAUCAAUGGAUAUGUGCAGAGCGGAAAGGGUGAUGAGGAAGCCAUCAAACUUUUUGUUGAAAUGAUGUCGGGUCAUGUUCCACCAAAUCAUUUCACAUUUUCUAGCAUUCUGAAGGCUUGUGCAAAUCUUUCGGAUCUGCGUAAGGGUGAACAAAUUCACUCCCUGGCAGUGAAAUCAGGUCUUGCUUCCGUUAACUGUGUGGGAAAUUCGCUGAUCACCAUGUACUCAAAGUCUGGCCAGGUGGAAGAUGCCCGCAAAUCUUUUGAUGUUCUGUAUGAGAAAAAUUUGAUAUCUUAUAACACAAUCGUUGAUGCGUAUGCCAAGCAUUUAGAUGCAGAAGAAGCCUUUGGACUUUUUCAUGAAAUUCAGGAUACAGGAUAUGGGGCCAGUGCUUUCACAUUUUCUAGUCUCUUGAGUGGAGCUGCAAGCAUUUGUGCAGCUGGUAAGGGCGAACAAAUCCAUGCCCGGAUAAUAAAGUCAGGACUUGAGUCAAACCAAAUCAUUUGUAACGCUUUGGUUUCCAUGUAUUCUAGGUGUGGAAACAUAGAUGCUGCUUUUCUAGUUUUCAAUGAGAUGGAAGAUUGGAAUGUUAUAUCAUGGACUUCAAUAAUCACGGGUUUUGCAAAACAUGGAUAUGCAGCUGCAGCGGUGGACAUGUUCAACAAAAUGCUUGAAGCCGGAAUAAAACCUAAUGAGAUCACAUAUAUUGCUGUUUUGUCAGCUUGCAGCCAUGCGGGUUUGGUUGAUGAGGGUUGGAAACGCUUCAAGGAAAUGCAGAAAAAACAUGGUGUUGUCCCAAGAAUGGAACAUUACGCAUGCAUGGUUGAUUUAUUAGGCCGCUCAGGAUCCCUUGUAGAAGCCCUCGAGUUUAUUAACUCAAUGCCUUUGACAGCUGAUGAACUCAUCUGGCGGACAUUUCUUGGAGCCUGCCGAGUGCAUGGUAACAUAGAGCUUGGUAAACACGCAGCAAAGAUGAUUAUCAAGCAGAACCCACGUGAUUCGGCAGCAUAUAGUUUACUAUCGAAUUUGUAUGCUUCCACUGGUCGGUGGGAAGAAGUGGCAAAAGUAAGAAAAUAUAUGAAAGAGAAGUAUUUGAUCAAAGAAGUAGGUUCUAGCUGGAUAGAGGUGAAAAAUAAGAUCCACAAGUUUCAUGUUGGGGAUACUUCACACCCGAAGGCAAAGGAGAUUUAUGAUGAACUGGAUCAAUUGGGCUCAAAGAUAAAGAAACUGGGCUAUGUCCCGAAUACAGAUUUUGUACUUCAUGAUGUGGAAGAGGAACAAAAAGGAUUUUACUUGUUUCAACACAGUGAGAAAAUAGCAGUGGCGUUUGGUCUUAUUAGCACAUCGAAAUCAAAACCUAUUAGAGUAUUUAAGAAUCUCCGUGUUUGCGGAGACUGUCACACUGCGAUUAAGUAUAUUUCGGAAGCCACUGGGAGAGAAAUAGUAGUAAGAGAUUCAAAUCGGUUUCAUCAUUUCAAGGACGGGAGAUGCUCUUGCAACGAAUACUGGUGAUAUUGUUACAUAAAUUCAAACUGUAAAUGAUAGAGUAAUCUCCUAGCGGGAUUUAUGUAUUUUCCAAUGAAUCUAAUUUACGGUUUCCAAUCUUUCAUUUCA